GGUUCGUGGUCUUGUGAGUUGAGCAGAGUGAAAUGAAAUGUGCAAUUUGAUAAAAUUAUCAAGUUGUAUUUUGAGAAAUGUGAAUAAACAGUGAUUUCUUAUGUACAAUCGAUCAAAAUGUAUUUAAAAAUGGUGUGGUGUUAUGUUUUCAUAUUGACUUUAUUAGAUAUCUCGCUGAACACCAAACUGACAGCGCAGGGAAAGAGCCACGAAUCUGUACAUGACCAAUGGAUGCUGAUUGAGAAGGUUCACUUCCAGGAAUAUGGCAAAGACGAGGUGAUGGUGCCGGAGUCGUCCAUCCGCGUGUGGCCGCCGGCGCUGGAGUUCGGGCGCGUGGAGCUGGCGCGGCCCGCGGCGCUCGUGGUGGCGCUCACCAACACCGGCAACGAGACCAUGCACCUCACCUCCGUCGCCGGCUCCACGUCGCAUUUCCACUCCUCCUUUUUUGAGACUAAGACGUUGCCGCCGCAAGCCAACACGUCGUUCACCGUGGUGUUCCUGGGCCAGCGCGAGGGCUUCGUGUCCGCCCACCUCUUCAUACACACGUCGCUCGGCGUGCACAAAUACCCAGUUUCGGCGGAAGGCGUGCCGAACGAGUUCGACGUGUGGCCGAUGGUGGGGGUGCGGGUGCCGCUCAACGCCACGCUGGAGCCGCUGCUCACCAUGCGCAACCCCACCGACCACACCAUACAGGUGACAGAAAUAUACUCGUCAAGCUCGUGGUUAGGGCUGCAACUGCCCGACGGCGCGUCGUCCGCGCCGCUCGCGCUGUGGCGCCUCCCGCCGCACAGCGCCGCGCCGCUCGUGCGCCUGCGCCUCGCCGCCGCCUCCGCCGCGCCGCAGCGUGCCUACAUACGGAUUAAAGCGAACAUAACGGGCGGCGGGCUGGUGGUGGCGGUGGAGGCGCGAAUGACUUCGCCGCAGGAGUUCCUGGAGCCGUUGCAGCUGCGGCUGAGGCUUAGGGGUUCCAAAGAUGCACAGGAGACGUGUAGUAGAGAUGACCGCGCCUGUGCUGUGCCCCAGGUGGAGAUCUCGGCGGGCAGCAGCGCGCCGUCGGCGGCGGAGGGCGCGGCGCGCGUGUGGGGCGCGCGCUGCGCGGGCGCGCCCUUCCCGCCGCGCCACCCGCUGCGGGAGCCCGCGCGCCACGCCAACGGCGCGCUCGACGCCGCGCACGGUGUGAAAUCAGAGGGUGUACAAGUGACAUUAUUGCGGCCACAGAUCGACGCCUUUCAACCGCUUACGCCCAGCGUACGACUCACGCUUGACUUCGGCCGCAUGUGGGAGAGCUACAUAUCGUCGGAGCCGGCGGAGGCGAACGGGUCCGGCGCACAGACGGAGUGGGCGUGGUGCGCGGGGUUCGUGCGCGUGGGGCGCGCCGCCAUGCCGUACAGCGUGCGGCUGCGGCGCGGCGGGCUGGCGCUGCUGCCGGCCGCCUUGCUGUGAGGUGUGCCUUCUGUAUCAACGGGUCCGGCGCACAGACAGUGGGCGUGGUGCGCGGGGUUCGUGCGCGUGGGGCGCGCCGCCAUGCCGUACAGCGUGCGGCUGCGGCGCGGCGGGCUGGCGCUGCUGCCGGCCGCCUUGCUAUUCAUAACUGCAGACGAGGACGUGAUGAAAGUAAGAGAGGUUCAAGUGAAGAACGACUUCAAGAUGGCCGUCAGACUGCUCGGGCUGGACUACGAGCCCGAGUUACGGGAAUGGUUUCAUAUAGAAGAGUUGCCCGGUGCCCGCGGCUCCCUCCGCGGCGGCGAGACGCGGACAGUGGCGCGGCUGUCGCUGAAGCGCGCGCCCGACGAGCACGCGCAGCUCAGCUCCGCGCUGCGCGUGCGCAGCUCCCUGGCCGCGCACUCGCUGCCCGUCAGCGUCGCGCCGGGCCGCUUCGUCCUGGAGUGGGAGUGGCCGAACAGCGCGGACGGCACGCUGCGGCUGGGCACGACGGGCACGUCCAGCACGCGGCGCGCGGCGCUCGUGCUGCGCAACCCCGGCCCGCACGCGCUGUGCCUGCGCGCGCUGCACGUCGACCUGCCCGGCGGCUCCUUGCUGCCGCACGACCACACCCACAGCCACAACCACAACCACACGCGCUGCCUGGAGAGCGGCGCGCGGGCGCGCUGGUGGCUGGUGGUGGUGGCGCCGGCGCGCGGCGGCGAGCUGGCGGGCCGCGUGACGGCGCGCUCGCAGCACGCCGCCGCCAGCGCGCGCGUCACGCUGCGCGCGCGCGCCGGCCACGUGCGCCACGCGCUGCCGCUGCGGCUGCAGGGCGCGCCGUACGUGGCGGGCAGCGCGCCGCUGGAGCUGGUGAGCAGCAUGGCGCUGCGCAUGCGCGCCACGCACGUCACGCCGCCCGGCUGCGGGCUCUCCGUGCAGUUGGACAAAGACGUGGACAUCACUGAAGGCAGGCACACGGUGGGCACCGUGACGUACUCGGCGGAGGCGGGCUGCGCGCCGGACUGCUACGCCGGGCUCGACAUGCACUCGCAAGAGGGCAUAGACUGGAUUUCGCGGCUACGAAUAUUAUCGGACCGGGAGUCUCCGGAGGCAGACAAAAGCGCCGCGCUGAAGCAAGACGGGGAGCUCAUCGCGCGGCGGCUGCAGGCCUUCGCGCGCGCGCGGCGAGCCGAACACAACACUACUAUUUAUCUUCACACUACAGAGGUGGUGCAGAUCCCCAUUUCGGUGUCGGCGCGCGCGACGUGGCCGCGGCUGCGCGUGCGCGGCGGCGGCGGCGCGCUGUGCGGCGUGGGCGGCGCCGAGCGGCUGCGCGUGCUGCUGCGCAACCCCGCCGCGCGCGACGUGCUGCUGUGGCCCGCGCUGCCGCACCUCGAGCUCGCCGGCCCGCAGCUCGAGGGCUGGGAAGAGAAGCGCCAAUGCCCCGAGUGCACAUGGCAGCCCGACACCUUUAGUUUCAUCGAGUACCAGGUGGUGAAGGGCAACGUGCGCGUGUGGGAGGCGGGCGAGCGCGACGAGCGGCCCGCGCGCAACCGCACGUGGCUGCCCGCGCUGCUGCUGUCGCCGGGCGCCGAGAUCGAGCUCGUGCUCAACUUCACGCCCAAGGUCGCCGCGCCGCUCUCCGCCAAGGUCUACUUGAGGAACAACCUGACAAUAAUCGAGAGCGUGCAAGUGUGGGGUCACGGCGUGUACCCGAGCUUCGAGCUGGAGGGGCUGCGGCCCGGGAAGGUGUUCGAGAUCACCGAGUGCGACGAGUCGGGGCUGGGCAUCGCGCACGCGACGGUGGUGGCGCGCAACACGGGCCGCGUGCCCGUCGUGCUGCGCGACUGGCGCGUCAGCGGCAGCGCGUGCGGCGCGCGCGGCUUCCUGCUGGAGCCCUGCGCCGCGCUGGAGCUGCCGCGCAACCACUCGCGGCCGCUGCGGCUGGCCUUCCGCGCCGACUGGACGCGCGCGCGCGUGUCCGCCGCGCUGCAGGUGCGCUCGGCGCUGGGCGCGGCCGAGUUCCCGCUGCGCGCGCGCGUGGCGGCGCGCCUGGCGGCCGCGUGCGCCGCGCGCCUGCCGCGCCCGCCCUGGGAGCGCGCGCUGCACGCGGCGGGCGCGGCGGCGGCGCUGGCGGCGCUGCUGCUGGCGCUGGCGGCCGCCGCGCUCGACGCCGAGCGGGCGCUGCGCCGCACCACCACCGCCGUCGCACAGCAGCCGCCGCCGUCGCACUCGCCGCUGGACCUGCGCGGCGUGGCGGCCGCGUGCCGCACGGAGUCCCCGCCCCGCGCGCCCGCGCCCCGCCGCAAGCGCCCCCGCCGCGCCCCGCCGCUCGACCCCGCCGCCGAGCGACACGCCUUCCAGCGGUGGCGGGCUGAGGUACUACGACGCGCUGAGUCCCACUCGAGCGAGGACGCGGACGCCUCGCAGGACGCCGAGACAGACUCCACGCCGCCGCCCAUGGCGCCGCGCGGGGAGCCCGGCGCGCACGCCGCCGACACAGGAUCGGAGUCGUCGUCCCCGGGCGAGGAGCGCGACGAGCACGACGAGCCGCUGCCGGCGGCGGGCGCGGCGGACGCGGCGGGCGCGGCGGGCGGGCCGCCGGCGCAGGCGCACCCCGCGCGCGCCUCCCCGCCGCGCGCGCCCCCCGCGCCGCGCCGCGCCGAGCGCCCGCGCGCCGACGACGCCCGCGCGCGCGGCCCGCCGCGACACCACGCCAGGAAGGAGAAGAGUUCCCGGCGGCGCUUCCCGGCGGAGCGCGCGGCGCCCGCGAGCCCGUCGCCGGCCGCGGGCGCGCCCUCCGCGCCGCGCGCGCCGGCCGCGCUGCGCCGCGGCGCCACCUGGAGCUCCGUGGUGGCGGACGGCCCGCCCGCGCCCGCGCCGCCGCCGCUGGCGCCCAUCGGCUCGGACGUGCGGCGGCGCGCGGACGCGGCCGGCGCGCACUCGCUCUUCUACUACAACGAGGCCGCGCCGCACGCCUGGCGGCUCACUGACUACACAGAAGACGGCACCAGCAGCCCGCGCGGCGCGCCGAGCCUGGGGUACGGGUCGGUGUGGGGCGGCGCCGAGCCCGCGUGGCUGUGGGGCGCGGACCCCGUGCGGCCGCCCCCCGGGUUCGCGCCGCCCGCCGCGCCGCGCGCCUACGACCCGUUCCGCUCGCUGGCCGCCAUCUGGGGGCCCGGCGCGCUGGACUGGCGCCGCGACCCCGACGACCCGCCGCCGGGGAACUGAACGUGUGUCCCCGCCCGCCCCGCAGCGCUCUAGUCCGCCCCCCGCGCCGCGGCCUGCACUCCCCCGAGAGAUCGUCUGUUCAAGACUGAAUAAAACUUACGUUUCUUAAACUUA
Amyelois transitella is the source of this 4770-nucleotide messenger RNA. RefSeq lists its product as uncharacterized. NCBI's taxonomy places the organism in Eukaryota, Metazoa, Arthropoda, Insecta, Lepidoptera, Pyralidae. The record is from RefSeq and is a predicted model, not a curated record. Gene Ontology annotation, cellular component: membrane.